Leptonychotes weddellii (Weddell seal) is the source of this 2007-nucleotide messenger RNA. Lineage: Eukaryota; Metazoa; Chordata; Mammalia; Carnivora; Phocidae. The record is from RefSeq and is a predicted model, not a curated record.
AUGGCUGAGGUGCCCAAGAAAGGUGUUUGCAAGAGCAGGCCCUUGGAUUUGGUGUUUAUCAUCGAUAGUUCUCGCAGUGUGCGGCCCCUGGAGUUCACCAAGGUGAAAACCUUUGUCUCCCAGAUAAUUGACACUCUGGACAUUGGGGCGCUGGACACACAGGUGGCAGUGGUGAACUAUGCUAGCACUGUGAAGAUUGAGUUCCACCUCCAGACCUACUCAGAUAAGCAGUCCCUGAAACGGGCCGUGGCCCGGAUCACCCCCUUGUCAACAGGCACCAUGUCAGGCCUGGCUAUCCAGACAGCGAUGGAUGAGGCCUUCACAGUGGAGGCAGGUGCUCGGGGGCCCACUUCCAACAUCCCUAAGGUGGCCAUCAUCGUGACAGACGGGAGGCCCCAGGACCAGGUGAAUGAUGUGGCGGCUCGGGCCCGGGCAUCUGGUAUUGAGCUCUAUGCCGUGGGUGUGGACCGGGCCGACAUGGAGUCCCUCAAGAUGAUUGCCAGUGAGCCCCUAGAUGAGCACGUUUUCUACGUGGAGACCUACGGGGUCAUUGAGAAACUUUCCUCUAGAUUCCAGGAGACCUUUUGUGCUCCAGACCCGUGUGCCCUUGGCACACACCAAUGUCAGCACGUGUGUGUCAGUGAUGGGGAAGGCAAGCACCACUGUGAGUGUAGCCAAGGAUACUCCUUGAACGCCGAUAUGAAGACAUGUUCAGCUAUCGAUAAGUGUGCUCUGAACACUCAUAGAUGUGAACACAUCUGUGUGAACGACAGAACUGGUUCUUACCAUUGUGAGUGCUACGAAGGUUAUACCCUGAACGAAGACAAGAAGACGUGUUCAGCUCAAGACCAAUGUGCCUUUGGUACACAUGGCUGUCAGCACAUUUGUGUGAAUGACAGAGAUGGGUCCCAUCACUGUGAAUGCUAUGAGGGUUACACUCUGAAUGCAGAUAAUAAAACGUGUUCAGUUCGCAGCAAGUGUGCUCUGGGCUCGCAUGGUUGCCAGCACCUUUGUGUGGACGACGGGGCCGCGGCCUACCACUGCGAUUGUUACGUGGGCUACACCCUGAAUGAAGACAAGAAGACGUGUUCAGCCAUUGAAGAAGCACGAAGACUCAUCUCCACAGAAGAUGCUUGUGGAUGUGAAGCCGCACUGGCAUUCCAGGAUAGGGUCAACUCCUAUCUGCAGAGACUGAAUGCCAAACUUGAUGACAUUUUGGGGAAGUUGCAAGCAGAUGAAUAUGGACAAAUACAUCAUUGAAUUACUCAGAUUUUUCACCUGGAAAUACGGAGGGCUUGGUGUAUUUAAUAUUUUUGCAUACUUCAAUGUUCCUGCUAAUAAUUUGCCAUUGCAAAUGCUUGGAUAUUACUGGAUAAGUAGUAUGAGGAUCUUCUGGAGAAUCAGUAUUUUUUUUUAAGGAAAUAAUUACGUUCACAUCUUUAAGAGCAAACUUUAGUGUCUCUAAGCUAUGACUGUGAAAUGAUUCAUAGGAAAUAGAAUGAAAGUUUAGUAUUUCUUUACCAAUUGAGCCAUUUAAUUUUUAAAUGUUUAUAUUAAUAAGAUAACCAUUCUUACAAUGGGAACUUUUGAUCUAUUUUCUCUUGAUAGUAUUUAUAGUAUAAACCAGUCUUAUUGAGAGUGUGAAUUAUACAAAGUAUUUACACAUAAAAAAGUUCAUAUAAUUGAACUGAGGUGAAUAUAAUUUAGAACUCUUUCUUUAACGCUUUGUUUUUGCUCAGCUUUUGUUGGAGUAUUACUGAAGCUGUGAUCAGGGGAUUGUAACAUGCAUAUCUAGAUCAAGUGAACACUACAUGAAAUAUUAUAAGAAACCCAUAACUAAAGACUUUAGUUUUGAAUUAAGAGUGUUAUAACUUUUUACUAAGGAUAAAAAAAUCCUACAUUAUCUUUACUGUUUCACUUUAGGAUCCAAUCAAUAAAAUUAUAUAUUUAUAAAUAUUGCUCUAACAAGUAACAACAAACCUAAUGUCUUUUUAAAGUUUUAAAGUU